ACUUUUUAAAUUUACCCGGGAUUUUUCCACCAAUCAGGAGCCUCGAGGGAAGGGGGGGCAGGGAUGCCUAGCUUCUUCUGGCUACUGCGCAUGGGCGCCUAGCAAUGCGGCUUGACCUUGCGGCCGCCCCUGCUCUCGCCGGCAGAAGGCACAUGCGCACCUAUGACGGUCUCGGCCUGCGAAUCCCAGUCCUUGCUUGGCGCGCGGUGAAAUGACGUCAUAAGAGCCGGAAGCCGUACCGUCGCUGUCUUCCCUCCUCCCCCCCCUUCCUGGCCGCUGCCGGAAGUAUCCUCUCGGAAAACCUAACUGCUGGAGGAAGGUUCUCGGAGAGUUUCAGUUCCGGGGGUAGCUGUGCAGCCGGAGCCGCGAUGAUUCCGAUCCCUGUGGCGGUGUGCGUGCUCGGCGGCUGGUGCGUCAUCUACCUGGCAGACACGCUGCUGAAGUCCUCUAGUUCUCUGAAAGCAUCCUAUGAAGACUGGCUGAUGUCAUAUGGGCUGAGUGUCUCUCCUUUUCAUGUGCGAUGGCAAACAGGUCUCUUCAACCGUCAGUUCUACAAUUGGGGACGAUGGAAGCCUAGAUUUCUUUAUCUAUGGUUCAGCAUAGGAAUGGUAUUUGGGAUAGCUGCCAUGUUUGGUUCUGUUAUUCUGCUUGGAAAGACAUUGAUACAGACAUUGACACAAAUGUUAAGUGAAGCCCCCACAGCCCAGAAUGAUCGGAUCUUGCAAGUUGUGGUGCCUGGUGUAAAUCUGCCCGUCAGUCAGCUGACCUAUUUCUUCACUGCAAUCCUCAUCAGUGGUGUCAUACAUGAAGUUGGCCAUGGGGUGGCAGCUAUUCGAGAACAAGUACGGUUUAAUGGAUUUGGAAUUUUUAUCUUUAUUGUAUAUCCUGGAGCAUUUGUUGACCUCUUCACCACCCAUUUGCAACUUAUAUCUCCAGUCCAGCAGUUAAGAAUAUUUUGUGCAGGAGUUUGGCAUAAUUUUGUUCUUGGUGUGGCAGGGCUCGUAGUUCUGUUCCUGCUGCCAGCAAUUCUUUUCCCUUUUUACUACACGGGUGUUGGAACACUUGUCACUGAGAUCACAGAGGAUUCUCCUGCCAAUGGGCCAAGAGGACUUUUUGUAGGAGACCUUGUUACGAAUCUACAAGACUGCUCAGUUCAUAAUGUGGAAGACUGGAAUUCCUGCUUAGGAGAGCUCUCACAGAAGCCUCAAACAGGCUACUGCAUAAAUGCAGCAGUACUACAGCAAUUAAGCUUCCCAGCUAGAGUCUACAGAAGACUUGAUGGCACUGUUGAAUGCUGUAGUAACAACAGCCUCACAGAUAUUUGCUUUUCAUACAGCAAUAAUUUGAACAGCCACCAGUAUGUCUGUUUGCCAGCACGAAAAGCUAUUGAGUCCAGCCAAGUUUGCCGAACCAACACAGAUUGCCAGAAGAACUUUGUUCCAAGUUUUUGUGUGAUACCUUCUUUAGAAAACCAAACAAAGUUAAUCAGGGUGAAGCAUCCACCUCAGGUUGACAUGCUGUUUGUAGGACACCCCAUGCAUCUUCAGUAUACAGUGAGCCUCAGCAGUUUUGUACCACGUCACAACUUUCUAAGCAUAGAUCUGCCUGUGGUGAUAGAGACAUUUUGCAAAUAUCUAAUUUCACUCUCAGGGGCUUUGGCAGUUAUCAACGCAGUACCAUGCUUUGCUUUGGAUGGCCAAUGGAUAUUAAACUCUUUUCUGGAAGCCACUCUUAGUUCACUGAUUGUAGAGAAACAAAACAGAGAGCUUGUUGGCUUUUUAAUUUUGCUUGCUGGCAGUGCACUUUUGGCUGCCAAUGUAGCACUGGGACUUUGGAUGGUGACAGCACGGUAGUAUAUUGGAUAAAUUUCUGCACUGGACCAUUUCCACAAAUUCUACAAGAAAAAAUAAUGAUUUUUUUAUUGUCUUUUAAGACUUUUUUUUGUAUGAGAGGGAAAUGAUUUUAUUUAAUUUAUUUUGGAAGAAGGAUUGAUGGUGAUUUGGAGAAAAGUCUGCAGAACCUUGUGAGUUUGAUCAUGGAAACACUGAAAGAAAAAAUAAGACUCCAUCCCUUUAACUGUAAUAUCGUUUUUAAAACACUAUGAUCAUUUUAGAGAAAUUGCAUCACAGAGAUUUACAAGAGAAAAACUAAAGCUUGAUUCCAAAAUGGGGGAAUUUGGCACUGAACUCUUGCACACUGGCAAGGGGAAAACAUGUUAGCUAUAUUUUAUCAUUUAAAUAAUUAUGGGACAGUCUCUGUCGGUUGAAUUAAUAUAUUUUUGUGGUGGAAUUUUUGGUUAAUUUGGUGUUGUACCAAGUUUGGAAUCUCAAAAACUGAUGUCUGAGCUCAUUUUAAAUUGGUGAAAAUUUGUAUAAAUUAUAGCAACAUGUUAAUGAAGAGAAGGAGACA
Molecule: messenger RNA, 2409 nt
Organism: Gavialis gangeticus (Gharial)
Lineage: Eukaryota; Metazoa; Chordata; Crocodylia; Gavialidae
Gene: MBTPS2
Product: membrane bound transcription factor peptidase, site 2
Exons: 11
Coding region: 369-1853 (494 amino acids)
Biological process (GO): membrane protein intracellular domain proteolysis; regulation of response to endoplasmic reticulum stress
Cellular component (GO): cytoplasm; membrane
Molecular function (GO): protein binding; metalloendopeptidase activity
Source: RefSeq, a predicted model, not a curated record